Molecule: messenger RNA, 816 nt
Organism: Acyrthosiphon pisum (pea aphid)
Lineage: Eukaryota; Metazoa; Arthropoda; Insecta; Hemiptera; Aphididae
Gene: Endos
Product: endosulfine
Cellular component (GO): cytoplasm
Molecular function (GO): protein phosphatase inhibitor activity
Source: RefSeq, marked validated
CAAAAAUUUUUUGACUCCGGUGAUUAUCAAAUGGCCAAGCAGGCUGGUAAUGGUAAUAAAUUGAUUAAUAAUCGUCCUGUGCAACAAGUAUUGGGUUUUGGUACUGGGGAUACCAUACCAACUCCAGAAACAGUUCCGGCACGCAAGACUUCUAUUAUUCAGCCAAAAUUCAACUCAAGUUCCACUCCAUCAUCCACCACGUGAUUUGUAUGUCUAUUAACGGGUUAUUAAUUAAUUUAAAAAAAAUUUUUAUUCGAUAAUUUAGUCCAAUCAAAUGUAAAUGUUAUUCAUUUUAAUUUUGUUAAUGUUAUGACUUAUGGCCCAUGAAAUAAACAAAAAAUGGCCAUUUGAUUAAACUAUUUUUUUUUUUUUUUUAUUAAUAAUUUUAUCAUUAAUAAGUAAUUGAAUUUUACAGAGAAUUUUGUGUAAUUAUAUUUAUAUUUCAAUUCUAUUCAAACGCUCAUAAUAAAGCAUUUUUUUCCAACAAAGUAACUGAUAUUUAAUAUUAUUAUUAUUUUAAAUUAUUGGUUCCUAAAAUGAUCAAUGUUAUUAGAUGUGUAAGCACGUUCGCUAGUGAGUGUUGUUUCAAUCUAUAACCAGGCUCCAGAGUAAGGCAGUAAUACUUCAGUGUGCUAGUAUCUAGAUAUGUUUUUAAUUUAUUAUUUGUGAGUUAUGAAUACUUAUAAUGUAUUAUGUUUAAUAACUAAAAAUGAUUUGUUUUUCUACAAACUAUGGAUAAUAUACACACAACUUAAAAUUUGUGGUUUGGUAAUCAACAAAAAUACAUUUUUUGAAUAAAACUUAUUUGAGUAUUAA